CAACGAUUUACACAUAAUAAAGUUUGCUCACUGCAGCAAAACCGAUCGCCAUUAUGCAACCAAAAGUCUAACCUGAAGAAAGAAGAGAGUUUAUGAGAAUUUCCCAAAUGGAUGCUUUUCAGUGGCACAAGAUUGCUGCUGUUUCUGGAAUAGCAGCCCUUGGAUUGGGCACUUAUGGCUUCCAUAUCUUUAAACCUGAAAAUCCCGUUUACAAGGAGGUAUGGCAAAUCGCUUCUACUUACCACUUGUUUCACACAGCUGCUCUUCUUUCUGCUCCUAUUACCAAACGCCCCCACAUUUUUGGAGGCCUUUUGACUGCUGGCAUUCUUUCUUUCUCUGGGUCGUGUUACACGGCGGCAUAUCUGGAGGACAGAAAAUAUUCGGCCCUUGCUCCAUUUGGUGGCCUUGCUUUUGUUGCCGGUUGGGCAAGUCUGUUAUUCUAAGGUUGGAUUUUCCUUAGAAGAACUUAUGCUAUCACUUGAAACAAGUUAGAGAACAUCUUGUCCUCUUUGUUAUGCCAUAUAUGUAACAAACCUUUGUAUAGUUGUUGUCUCAUAAGAUACCCUAAUACAUUUUUAAUUGCAAACAAGACAUAAUUAUGUAUUUUUGUCUGUUAUGAGUAUUAACAUUGUAAUAUGUCUUGUUUGAUUGUGAAAAUCAAUUCAAUACCUAUUUACCCCCAA
Messenger RNA from Gossypium raimondii (Peruvian cotton), 683 nucleotides. RefSeq lists its product as uncharacterized. NCBI's taxonomy places the organism in Eukaryota, Viridiplantae, Streptophyta, Magnoliopsida, Malvales, Malvaceae. The transcript is spliced from 5 exons. The record is from RefSeq and is a predicted model, not a curated record. The coding region runs from base 93 to 443 and encodes 116 amino acids.